Messenger RNA from Durusdinium trenchii, 2001 nucleotides. The record is from the annotation of a GenBank genome assembly. NCBI's taxonomy places the organism in Eukaryota, Dinophyceae, Suessiales, Symbiodiniaceae.
AUGGAUGACUUCGAUGCUUUGACCCAGGCUGAGGCUGAGGCUUCUGAUGGGAACAAGGGAGGCGUGACUGCUGCUCCCAAAGCUUCAGGCAAAGCAAAGGCCAAGGCAAAGGGCGGUGGCGGCGAGACAGCCUCCAAUUGCUUCGUUUGUGAGGAGAAGAAGUUGCGGAACAGCAAGUUUUGCAAGAGUCACCAUCGCGCAGCUGAGAAUAUGAAGUACCAAGCUCAGAAUGCCAAGCCUCCUGAGCUCACUAGCUACAACCAGGUGAUGAACGACCCAAGCAAGGCAAAAAUUGCAAUUGAAGACUUCAUGAGGGACAACCCUGAGGGAUCAGGCCGCAAGCGUCUCAUAGAUUGGGCAGCUUGGAAGCGUGACCAUGGUGUGAGGCUCUCCUACACUGUGCGAGAAGGUGAGGAGCUGUUGGACAUCGAUGACUACUAUGUGAUGCGCUCUUUGCCCAGGGGCAAAUCCAGAGCAGAGUCUGAUGCUGCCUUCAAAGAACUUUUGCAGGGCCUUAUGAUCGAGAAGGUGAGGGUCCACUCACGAAGCUUUGGGAGCGCUUCCACCAAAGCUAUCACCAACGAGGCAGGUCCUGUCAAGCGUGGUCCUGAGCAGGUGGAGGAAUCCGAUGACUUGCCUGGAAUCGAGAAGUUGGUCUCUGAUGCUUCUGACAAGCUCAAGAAAUCCAUUGCUUCUGUCCAGCCUGCCGCUGACCCAGAUGCCCCCAACGACCCUGAGUUAGAUGCUUACAUGCUGACUGGCAGCAGCAGGUUGUCUUCUGGUGCCAUGAAGAGCCCUGGCGAGAAAGUGUCUGAGAUGCUUCGCCAUGCAGCUGAUGAUGGUGGGAAAGGCUCAAUGGUGGUCCAAAGCCUUCCACAGUUGCUCUCCCUCUUGGAAAUGACAGAGCUGUGUGAAAAGGUUUUGAACUCUCAGGGCAUGCUGGAGUUGGAUGAGAAGUUGGAGUGCUGGAAGCACUCUGUGGAGCAGGUCAAGCUUCUGGUUGCUGGAAUUUCCAAGAGCGCCCAGAAUAUCACCUCGCAUGUUGCCAACCUAUCCCGCAAACAGAAGCGGGAGGAGACCAAACGCAAGAAGCAGCAAGAGUCGACUGCUGUUGCAGAGGCCAAAAAGAUGGCCAAAGCAGCAGCCAAGAAGGUCAAGGACCAGGAGGACACUGUCGAUCCGAUCUUCGAAGUUGGCUUGGACAAGCUUCAACAUGAUAUGGUCAUGGGGCCCAUGAAGGAAGUGGCUGGCAGUGAGUGGUCAGAGUUCCCCACGGUGGAUGAGCCGAUCCUUUUCAAGGACAACAGGAAGAUCUCCGAGUGGGCCAAUGAACCAAAAAUGCAGUUGGCCCUUGGUAGCUUUGGCGGCCGAUACAAGAAGACUGACAUGUUCUCUCGGAGUGGCAAGGCUCAAAUGGUUCUUUUCGCUAAGGAAGGAAAAGAAGAGUCCCAUGCUCUCAUCAGCAACUUCACUGCACCGAUCCCUGAUGACAACAAAGUGAAGGGCGAGAAUGAUUUCUCUAAGAUUACGGACACUUUGUGGUUGUUUGGCUAUGAUCCUGCUCUGACGAGCAUCUCAGCAACCCCAAAUGGCAUGGCAAUGAUGAAGGUUCUCGCGUUUGGAGAGGUGAAGUGGUUGGUAAUGGAGAUUUCUUCCACUGUUGCCGCUCUGAGGGCGGAACUUGGUGUGGAUGUGAUCAAAGCUGAUGAUUUGGAGGCAUUGAUUGGUUCCUUGACCUAUGGCAACCUCGAGAACUGCAAAAAACAUGGAAUGAAAGCAAAAUCAUGCCUGCAGCGCCCCAAUGAAGCGGUCUUUGUUGCAGCGGGUUGGAUUGCUGCAGAGCAGUCUGUGAAGGGCAUGCUGAUCUAUGGACUCCGUGCGAGUUUGCUGCUGAAGUCUGAGGCCUCAUGCCACAGCUAUGAGGCUUACAUCGGCCUCAAUAGUGCUUCUGGGAAACCAGUAGACAAGAUGCAGCAAGUGCUUGACUUGAUGCAGGCAUAG